AUGCACAUUCAUCUCUCGACCACGAUACUCUUCGUGACGUUAAAGGUCGUUGCUGUCAAGGCUUUGGUGCCUAUUACUGUGUACAACCAAUGCAGUAAAAGUAUUGAGCUGUUUGACAACAACGUCGUGGAAACGGUCGUUUCAGGUGGCACUGCCAUCCGUACACUCUCGUUGGGGUUUCGCGGCACGUUGCGCGACGGUGUCAAUUCUCCAGCGACUUUGGCCGAGUUCUCCAUGGUUGACGGCUGUUUAAUGUACGGGCUGAACAUUAUCCCGAGUGGAGUCAAUGAUCCUACCUCUUGUACGUCGCUCGAGGAGUGCAAGGCUAUAACGGGUAGUACGGGGUACAAUACUCCGAUGCAAAUAUCUCCAGCAGGAUGCACGGCUGUCACGUGUCUAGAGGAUGGAUGUGUGGACGCUUACCAUUUCCCUACAGACGACACCAAGGCACACAAGUGCACGAACCCGACCUCCAUCCUGGUAACAUUCUGUCCGGGUGGGAGUGAAGGCUUGUCGCAGCAGCAACAGCAACAGCCGUCAGCUAUAUUGCCGACAUUUGCUGCACCGACCCCGGCCCCAACUCAAUCUCCAUCUUUUGCCCCGACGAUGGAAGCUUAUGCCCCGACGAUGGAAGCUUUGCCCUCGAUUCCGACCAUCGAAGUCCUUCCUCAGCUUCAGACGGAGGCUUCAACGUUGACGCAAACGGAGGCGUUGGUUCCCGCCAUUGACGCUGUUAAGUCUGAUACGGCGACGCUUACCGAGACCCCCACCAUCACGCCAUUGAAGCUUGCAGGUUCGAAAGUGAAGUCAUGCGACGGCGAUUACGAAAAUGCUACGCCGUUGCCUAAGAUGGAGUCCAAGACCGAUACCUCGGUAUAUACGACAGCUACUGACGAUACUGCCGCUGGUACGGCUACGGUGGCUCCGACUGUUGAUGCUCCGGCCCCAGCGACUCAGACCCCCACCAUCAUGCCAUUGACGCUUGCAGGUUCGAAAGUGAAGUCAUGCGACGGAGAUUACGAAAAUGCUACGCCGUUGCCCAAGAUGGAGUCCAAGACCGAUACCUCGGUAUAUACGACGGCUACUGACGAUACUGCCGCUGGUACGGCUACGGUGGCUUCGACUGUCGAUGCUCCGGCCCCAGCGACUCAGGUCGUCUCUCCACUGUCGUCAAAGCCCCAGGAAGAAAGCACCCAGAGCGUGAACACCCAACGCAGCGCGGACGAUGGUACUGGUGCAAGCACUGGUGGUCGCUGCUCGAAGAAGAAGAAGAAGAAAGUGGAAGAAGAAGUUGGCGAAACGGAGGAGAAGGAGUUUAACCAGGAGGAUGUCAUGACUCCCUUGACACAAAUCAAUGUGCUGUAA
Molecule: messenger RNA, 1365 nt
Organism: Peronospora farinosa
Lineage: Eukaryota; Oomycota; Peronosporomycetes; Peronosporales; Peronosporaceae
Source: the annotation of a GenBank genome assembly